AUGAUUCGUGCCAUACUUAUUAUCAAUAACCAUGGAAAACCAAGGUUAAUAAGAUUUUAUGAGCAUUACAGUGAAGAUGAACAACAGAAAAUUGUCAAAGAAGUUUUCAAUCUGGUCUCUAGAAGAGAUGAUGAUGUUUGCAAUUUCUUAGAAGGUGGCACACUAGUUGGUGGACAAGAUUAUAGAUUAAUUUAUCGUCAUUAUGCUACAUUAUAUUUUGUAUUUUGUGUUGAUUCAUCUGAAAGUGAACUUGGUAUAUUGGAUUUGAUUCAAGUAUUCGUCGAAGCAUUAGAUAAAUGUUUCGAGAAUGUUUGUGAACUUGAUUUGAUUUUCCAUGUAGAUAAGGUACACUACAUACUGAAUGAACUUGUACUAGGUGGAAUGGUAUUAGAAACUCAUAUUAAUGAAAUUACUCAUAGAUAUGAGGAACAACAAAAACUCGAGAAACAGGAGUCUGGAUUAUCGGGAGCGCCAGCUCGAGCUGUCUCAGCAAUGCGUGACCUAAAUCUUCAUCAGAAAUUUAAAGAAAUACGCUUUCCAGAUUUACAAUCAUUACAAAGUAGAUUAUCACGUUGA
Molecule: messenger RNA, 576 nt
Organism: Schistosoma turkestanicum
Lineage: Eukaryota; Metazoa; Platyhelminthes; Trematoda; Strigeidida; Schistosomatidae
Source: the annotation of a GenBank genome assembly